Messenger RNA from Talaromyces stipitatus ATCC 10500, 2025 nucleotides. Its product is annotated as 60S ribosome biogenesis protein Rrp14, putative. Gene Ontology annotation, molecular function: RNA binding; DNA binding. The transcript has 3 exons. Gene Ontology annotation, biological process: ribosomal small subunit biogenesis; ribosomal large subunit biogenesis. NCBI's taxonomy places the organism in Eukaryota, Fungi, Ascomycota, Eurotiomycetes, Eurotiales, Trichocomaceae. The record is from RefSeq and is a predicted model, not a curated record. Gene Ontology annotation, cellular component: nucleolus. The coding region runs from base 154 to 1776 and encodes 540 amino acids.
CUUCGAACUUGUUGAUGCUGGACGAAGGAGUACUCCCUGUCUUUGAACGCCGAGACAGCUCUGGAAUAUCCAUUAUUUCAGCUUCCAUCUGCUUCUGGACAAGAACGUCACUUGCUUACGAAAUCUUGAAUGAGUUUUCGAUAGCAAGUCACAAUGGCGGAUAUCGAGGAACGGCUUCGAAGCCACUCCGAUGCUUUUAGCGGGCUUAUGUCUUUGAUUCCUGCAAAGUAUUACUAUGAGGAGGACCAUAGUGAUCAAUGGCAGCGCAAGAAACAGACAAAAGAAGAAGCUAAAAACGCCAAACUGGCCAAACUAGACCCCGAUGCCGCCAAGUCAGCAAAGGAUGUCAUGGAUGAGAAUGCUCGAAAGCGGAAACGAGAAGAUGGAAUCGAGGAAGAUAAUCAGAGCCAGUCUGCCGAGAGCGAGUUGGGUUCCGAAUUGCCCAAGGAGGGAUUGAAACGCGGCGAUCUGAAAAGCAAGAAGCAAAAGCAAAUAGAUGCUGCUGAGAAGGAUAAUAAAGAUCGCAAUGCAGAGGCAGAGGAGCGACGGAAGUUGAAGGCUGAAAAGAAGGCCGAGAAAAAGGCGGCACAGCGUGAGAAGAAAAAGGCCAAGGAGGCAGCGAAAGCUGAUAAGAAGAAGAACGUGGACGAGCAAUCACAACCUGCUGCAAAGCCGUCUACAACUACACAAAAGAGUUCAGCGGAUGAAAAAUCCGACAAGGAACCUCCCGUAAAAGACCACAACGUCGAUCAAGAAGAACUCGAUGUAGUGGAAGGAUUUGAUCUGGAAACGAAAAACUCUGCAUUAGAAGAAACAUCAUCCACCACUUCGUCGAACCCAGAUUCAUCCAAUUUCGAGAUGUCGAACAACUCCUCCGGUACCUCCUCCACUUCCUCCAUCAUCCCGCCGAGCGAGGCGCCCUCACAACAAGCAACAAAGCCUACUCUCAAACCUCUCAAGACCACACCAGAAGAACUCCGUCAAAGACUCCAAAAGCGUCUCGACGAACUUCGCGCUGCUCGACGAGCAGACGGCCUCAAUGGCAAACCAGCAAGAACAAGACAAGAACUCAUCGAGGCACGACGGCGCAAAGCCGAAGAAAGGAAACAACACAAAAAGGAACUUAGACGCAAGGCCAAGGAAGAAGAAGAGCUGAAAAAGGAUGAGGAAAUGCAAAGACGGUUUUCGCCUGGUGGAUCCGGUUCGCUACUCGCUUCACCUCGUUCGCCCGCUGAAUCGUUUACAUCCAAUUCCAACACGAAUUUUGCCUUUGGACGAAUUGCGUUCCCAGAUGGACAACAUGCUGAUCCUACACUUUCACGCCUACUCGAUGACAAGUCGAAACAUGGCCCUCGUGAUCCUGCGGCUGCCCUCAAGGCUGCCGAAGCUAAAAAGACACGCCUCUCCAGUCUUGACGAGCAGAAACGAGCCGAAAUCGAAGAAAAGGACAUGUGGCUAAACGCUAAGAAACGUGCUCACGGUGAGCGUGUCCGCGACGAUACAUCUCUCUUAAAGAAAGCCCUCAAACGCAAAGAAUCAGCUAAAAAGAAGUCCGAGCGUGAAUGGAAAGAGAGACUCGAGGGAGUCGCAAAGGGCAAGGAAAUGAGGCAACAACGACGAGAAGAGAACAUCCGCAAGAGGAAAGAAGAUCGAGGAAACGCCGGCGGCAAGAAAGCCGGUGGUGGUAAUAAUAAUAAGGGCAAAUCAAAAGCCAGACCAGGGUUUGAAGGAAGUUUUAGAGCGAAGAAUGGUGACGGUAGUGGUAAGAAGAAAUAAGAAAAAGUUUGUCGGAUUUGAUAUGACAAAAAGUGUUUUGAGCGUGGGAAAUUGUUCUGAUUUCACAUCAUCAUGAGGGCCGGCGUUGAAUAUGUCUGUUAUGUCAGAUCUAUGGCCAUUUUCUCUGGCAUAUUUUCUCUUUCUGUGUGUAUAGUGUCCUCCCUCCUGGAUUGGGAGACGUUGAAUCGUGGCGUUAAGUUGUGGUAUAUUUUACCACUUUGAGAUCAAUGAAAAUAAAAAUUCUCAAUC